Cryptomeria japonica (Japanese cedar) is the source of this 1077-nucleotide messenger RNA. RefSeq lists its product as uncharacterized. The record is from RefSeq and is a predicted model, not a curated record. The transcript has a single exon. Lineage: Eukaryota; Viridiplantae; Streptophyta; Pinopsida; Cupressales; Cupressaceae. Gene Ontology annotation, molecular function: catalytic activity. The coding region runs from base 1 to 1077 and encodes 358 amino acids.
AUGGCAAUUAACUCUGGAGACAUCUCAAAAAGGCAAGAAAUGAAGCUCCGUUCAUGGAACUUAAGGGGCUUAAAUAGCCCCGAGAAGAACUAUUCUCUUAAGCAAUGCAUAGCUACCAAUAAGGUUGAUAUUAUUCUAAUCCAGGAGGUGAAAAUGACCUAUCAAAAUUUUGCUACUCUUGUGGACAGUAUAUGGCUGGGUUCUGACUUCUCUUAUAGUAAGGUGGAAGGUGCUUCAGGGGGAAUCACUACUCUCUGGAAUAAGAGCAAGCUGGAUGGGCAUGAUGUUGGCCUUUCUCACAGCUUUCUUACUACCAGGUUCACUAUGAACAACUUCUCAUCGUACUUCUUCAACAUUUGCACUCCUAAUACUAGAUAUGGUCAGGCUUUGGUCUGGGAGGAAAUCACUACCUUCAUGACUAAUAAUAGGGAGACAAUGUUCAUGUUAGCCGGUGACUUUAACACCCCUCUUUUUCCCUUCGAGAAGUUAGGAGGUCUAACUGAUUACAGUGAUAGCAUGCUUGACUUUGCUAACUUCAUUAGAAAUAAUGAGAUAUUUGAUCUUGACCUUCAAGGGAAUCCUUUCACCUGGUCUAACAAUAGAAAAGGCUCUAAUUUGAUUCAGGUCAGGUUGGAUAGGUUUUUGAUCUCUGCCAAGUGGGACCUUGGCAAUAAUUCCUCGCUCUUGUGUCUUCCUCACACUAUCUCUGACCAUUCCCCAAUCCUCCUUUCUUGGGUUGAUAAGCCGAUCUUGGGUCCCAUACCCUUUAGGUAUGAGAUUAUGUGGCACUCUCACCCAGACUUCAAACAAUGUAUCCAAAAUUGGUGGAACUCCCUUGUUCAAGGUUCUGCUAUGUUUAGAAUCGCUAAAAAGUUGGAGAUAAUCAAAAGGAAGGCCAGAGCCUGGAGUAAAUCUUCCUUUGGUGAUAUUUUCAAGAGAAAUAAGGAGGUUGAAACCAAUUUGGACCGCCUCCAAAGAACCAUUGCGGAGGGGAUAACCUCAAUGGAUAUCCACAAAGAGGAGGAAUGUUGGAGACAAAAAUGGAAAGGAAUCAUGAGCCUUGAAGAAAUCUACUAG